AAACACGAACCGUUAGAUUUAGAUCGCCGCAAAAACCCUAACUUCCUUCAUCAUCUUUCCCAAACACUCUCCGAAACAGAGAACAUUUUGAGUUUUUAUCUAAAGCUAAAUCCUUUGAGCAACAAUGGUGAAGGCAACAAAAGCAGAGAAGAAGAUAGCGUAUGACACAAAACUAUGUCAGCUUAUCGACGAAUACACUCAGAUCUUAGUCGUUGCGGCGGACAACGUCGGAUCGACUCAGCUUCAGAACAUCAGGAAAGGUCUUCGUGGAGACUCAGUGGUUCUCAUGGGUAAGAACACUAUGAUGAAACGUUCCGUUAGAAUCCACUCCGAGAACUCUGGAAACACUGCAAUUUUGAAUCUGCUUCCCCUCCUUCAGGGAAACGUUGGUUUGAUCUUCACUAAAGGUGAUCUCAAGGAAGUGAGCGAGGAGGUUGCCAAAUACAAGGUUGGUGCUCCUGCUCGUGUGGGUUUAGUUGCUCCUAUUGAUGUGGUUGUUCAACCUGGCAACACUGGUCUUGACCCAUCUCAAACAUCGUUCUUCCAGGUGCUUAACAUUCCCACUAAGAUUAACAAGGGUACUGUUGAAAUUAUCACCCCUGUGGAGCUUAUCAAGCAAGGUGACAAGGUUGGGUCUUCUGAGGCUGCCCUUCUAGCUAAGCUUGGCAUUAGGCCUUUCUCGUAUGGUCUAGUUGUUCAGUCGGUUUAUGAUAAUGGAUCAGUCUUCAGUCCAGAGGUUCUUGAUCUUACUGAAGAUCAACUUGUUGAAAAGUUUGCUUCUGGUAUCUCUAUGGUCACUUCCUUGGCUCUAGCUGUUUCUUACCCUACCCUUGCGGCUGCACCGCAUAUGUUCAUCAAUGCCUACAAGAAUGCUUUAGCUAUUGCUGUUGCUACUGACUACACUUUCCCUCAAGCAGAGAAGGUCAAGGAAUUCUUAAAGGAUCCCAGCAAGUUUGUUGUUGCUGCAGCGGCAGUGUCUGCGGAUGCAGGUGGUGGUAGUGCUCAAGCUGGAGCUGCAGCUAAGGUAGAGGAGAAGAAAGAAGAAUCAGACGAAGAAGACUAUGAGGGUGGUUUCGGUUUGUUUGACGAAGAGUAGGUUUUGUCUAUAAGGUUUUACCUUUUUUUGUGGUGGCUUAUAGUUAUAAUCUAAGUGUUGCUUCGUUUGUAGUAAGGCUGAUCUCAAAUGUUUUUGGUUUCAAGACAAUUCAGAUUUUAUGUUUGGAAAGACUUUUAUCUACCAACUUCAAAAGAAAUGUUAGUUUUUUUCUUUAUACCUGAACAAAAUUUAUUGACUAAAAUAUUAGCCAACGUUACAACUUACAACUGUCAACUAUAUGAGUU
This is a messenger RNA of Arabidopsis thaliana (thale cress), 1341 nucleotides long. RefSeq names its product Ribosomal protein L10 family protein. NCBI's taxonomy places the organism in Eukaryota, Viridiplantae, Streptophyta, Magnoliopsida, Brassicales, Brassicaceae. The transcript is spliced from 5 exons. Gene Ontology annotation, biological process: defense response to bacterium; ribosome biogenesis. Gene Ontology annotation, molecular function: structural constituent of ribosome. The coding region runs from base 125 to 1096 and encodes 323 amino acids. The record is from RefSeq and is marked reviewed.